Messenger RNA from Paramacrobiotus metropolitanus, 2729 nucleotides. RefSeq names its product NADPH oxidase 5-like. Gene Ontology annotation, biological process: superoxide anion generation; defense response. The coding region runs from base 228 to 2192 and encodes 654 amino acids. The record is from RefSeq and is a predicted model, not a curated record. Lineage: Eukaryota; Metazoa; Tardigrada; Eutardigrada; Parachela; Macrobiotidae. Gene Ontology annotation, molecular function: superoxide-generating NAD(P)H oxidase activity. The transcript has 8 exons. Gene Ontology annotation, cellular component: plasma membrane; NADPH oxidase complex.
CAUUCUGAAAUUUCUUACAUCCAGCCACUGUAUUGCACCUAACUGCAAACUGGUCCCAGUGCACAGCUCCAUAUGUCCCCAGAACAUCUUUUCACUCACAGGGUCAAUACUCCAACGGCGUAGAUUUCGUCCCACUUACCGGAAAUCUAAAUGUACAUAGUGUCAGCUUGCGGGGACUGGAGUGCACACUUGACCCCGGUUUGCAGUUCCACACAUCAUCAGCAAACAUGCCUGGAAACAGAGCUCACCCUGGUCAUCCGCCCCUAUCACAGUUAUUUGAGAAUUACGAGAAAGACUCGGGAAAACAACCAAACCGAGCUGCUGUUGCCCACAGUCUAAGAAACUUAGCCGAUCGGCAUAGACUGUCUGUCACCGAUCAGGAGAUUGACAAAAUGGCGGAAGUCAUUAUUCAGAAUCCGCGAGAGGUGAUGACCACCGCACCAGCAAAGGAAACGUCACAUCCGGCGGCGCCCGUAGAUACUGUAGAUUCCCAUCCGCAUACACUGGGUCACAAACUUUCUACUUUCUGGAGAUGCUAUAAACGUCAGAUUAUGUGGAUUGUAUUAUUUUAUUUAUUCCAAAUCUUUGCCUUUGGAAUGGGCGUGUACCAUUAUGUAUACGUCAUGCUGGCGAAUCCGCAGUUGAAAUUUAGUGUCGGCAGCUUAAUUGGUAUGGGCUUCGGAAUGGUACUGCAGGUAAACUGUGGCAUACUGAUGCUGGGACCGGCACUUCGAUGGAUCAUGGGAUCGCUGCGAAAAACAUGGUUGUCCAGGUUUUUUCCAUUUGAUUCGGCCAUCACUUUCCAUAUUAUCAUAGCUUCGACCACUUGUGUUGCCAUAGCAGGACACAUAACCGCUAUGAUUAUUUCGUUUUAUCAAUCUGCAGUACACGAUCCAAUAUGGCGGCAUUUCAAUAUCACUUUAACGGCAGUAUUAACCAAGUCAGGCCUCGCUGGGUCGGAUUUCCUUGGUUUUACCGCAAUAAGUGGAUGGAUUGCCUUAUCAUGCAUUGCGGUGAUGACAUUUUUCGCUUUACCUCCAAUCCGUCGUUCUUGCGCGUAUGACUUGUUUUACUGGACGCAUAAACUACAGUUUGUCGUUUGGGCUGCUUUAAUUGUACACGCACCGGACUUUUGGAAAGUGUUCAUUAUCCCAUUUUGUUUAUAUCUUAUCGAAAAAAGUCGCAAGUAUAUCAAUGCGGUGCGAUGGAGCAGAACCAGUCAUAUUACCGAAGUGAAGCUCUUUCCUGCGGAGGUGACUAACUUGGUGAUCAAACGACCGAACGGUUUUAAUUACAUGCCAGGGGAUUACUGUUUUCUAAAAAUUCCAUCCCUUGGCAUAUUUUCGUGGCAUCCGUUUACUGUGAGCAGCAGUCCUGACCAAAUAGAGUCUAUAACGUUCCAUAUCAAAGCUUCCGGAAACUACACAAAAAGCUUAAGAAGCAAAUUCGAGAAACGGCUGGAUUUUACUACAACAAACAAGGAUACCAAUCCAUCCAAUGUCAUUGUUAUUGAUCCUACAAACAGAGCUGCAGGGUCAGAGAUAGCAUUAACUAUUAACAACGGAAAAGGUUUCUUGACCAACUUGGACGUGCCGGUAUUCGUGGACGGGCCGUACGGCAGCACCAGCAGGGAAUUGUUUCGCUCCGAGCACGCUGUGUUGAUAUGUGCCGGUAUCGGUGUCACUCCUUUUGCAUCGGUUUUAAGUUCCCUCUUAUCAGAAUUCAAACGAAACAACCACUCCAAAUGUCCUAAUUGCGAGCAUGAAUUCCCAACUAUAACGCCCUCCAUUCCUAUGCGAAUCGAUGGACGUCGUUUAAAGUUACGGAAAAUUGAGUUUAUCUGGGUGAUAAGAGAAAUCGAAAGUAUGGAAUGGUUUCAUGACCUUUUCCAUGCGUGGGAAAUGCAACAAUCCGGGUUUGGGAAAACCUCUUCAGUAUUCCUAAACUGUCAUAUUUAUGUCACCACAGGCAAACAGAAUGCGCAUACCAGCAGCAGGUGGACGAUCGGCAGCGAUAAUUUGACAAUGUCCGUUCGGCCUGGGCGACCCAACUGGCCGAAAGUGUUCACCGAUCUGGACGCUCAGAAACGCGGGAAGGUGAAUGUGUUUUAUUGUGGAACACACGCUCUCGAGGAUCAAAUACGGAAUCUGUGCGGCCAACACAAAUUUGGAUUUUCAUGGGAAAAUUUUUGAAAUAAUGUGCACAAACUGAUCGCAGCUGCUCGAUUAAUGGCGAUUACCGAACGUUACCGACGCACGUGUAUUGCUGAACAAAUAAUUACAGGAGGCAUGUUUUGGAACAAAAAUUAUGGUAUUUAAGAAAAUGGGUCCGAAAUGACUGAUUUUUAUCGCAAAUUACUGUGGUACACGCUAAUUCGCGAACAAUCAUUUAACAGGGAUCAAAUGGAAUUAAAUCUGCAUCCCUGUGCAGUAAUCUGGACGAUAUGUGGCAGCAUGCAAUAAAAGCAUAGUCAUUAACGUAUUAUCAAUCAAGAAACUGGAAAUCAGAAGAAUAAAACAACAAAAUCUAUUAUUCAACAAACGAUAACAAAACUGGCGACCAAACAUCAGCAAGCUAUGUUCUUGUGCUCGGGUAUAUGUCCGCAUCGUGUCAUCACAAAGAAAGACAAAAUCUACAACUCUUCUUUUGCUAUGGGAUCCAACUCGAUAUCAUCCAAGUUAAUAUCCUCCUCUACGGGCAAUUUCCCGUCCUUCCCAUCCCACGCCUCA